AUGUCACAUGAUUAUUACAAUGAAUUAUGGCUCGUCACAAGAUGCGAUUUGGAAAAAUUAUUGGAAUUGGAUAGAGAUUUACAAAAAUGUAAACCUAUAAAGCGAAGAAAAAAUGCUUUAAAUCAUGCUCUAACUCUUUACAUAAGAUAUCGAGAUUUGGUAAGAAGACUCGUGGUAUGUUAUAAUCAAAUGAUCCAAACGCAAAAACGUGAAUUAAUUAAAAAAAUAGUUGAUUGUGCGAUUGGUCGAAUGCUCCAGUGUAAAAGAGAAGUUGUUAAAUUAGAUUGCUCUUAUUUUCAGUGGUCAGAUGAUGUAUUAUGUCAAUUAAAAUUAACGCCAGAUGACGUAAAUACCCCUAUCUUGAUAGUCGAUAAAAAUCAUGCAUUAGAACGUAGAGAGUUAAUCGAGGAGAUAAAAAAAUAUGAGGGCAAAAAACACUAUUCCAAUAAUUUGUCUCAAAGUGCGAACGAUAUUCUUUUUCGUCAGAUAAGAUCAUAUAUUGUACCGUAUGUUGCAGCUCUUGUAAUACAAGAGCAAAGGCUUUCGCAAGUGAUAACGGAAACUGAAGAUAUCUCGUCAAAAAUGCAAUUAACACGUAAAAAAAGAUUCAGACCUGCCGAUACUUCACCGAAAAUUUUAGUAGAAACGUCUGAGCAAAGGCUAGCUAAGGAAGCUCGAGAAGCUCGAGAAGUUGCUGAAAAGGCUUUACAUGAUGCAGUGCUUUUGAUACAAAGUCAUGAAAGAGCUAGAGUUGGACGUCGUAUUGGUAAAGAAGCUCUACUAAUGUAUGAAUAUAAAAAAAAAGUUAAAACCGAUGAGACAGCUCCAUUAAUAAAAGUCGAUAAAGAAACAUAUAGUAAAGCUAUCGUCAUCAUACAACGUGCUUGGAGAAGAUUUGCAGCCCGAAGAGAUAUUAAAAAAAGAAUCAAUCAUUUAGAAGAAUUAUUAGAUAUGACGAUACCAAGUUGGAAACCUCAAGAUAUUUCUAAAAGAGACGAAGAAAUUUUUCAAAGGAGAUUAGAUAUUAUACCGAUUUAUGCCGCAGAAACUGAAAAAAUUAUCCAAGAUGAAUCGAUCAAGUUGUUGAAAAUAGUGGGGCCUGGAAUGAUAGAAGAUAUCACUGAUGAAAUUCAUGAAUGGUUCAUCGUCUGGUACGAUACGGUUGGAUAUUUUGACGUUUAUCCACCAGCAGAGUUAGGUGGUAGCAUUCUGAUAGUUACCGGACAAACUAUGGAUCCAGAGGAAUAUCUUAUGCAACAGAUGCAAAAGCUAAUAGAGGCAAAAACAAAAAAUAAAGAGGCAAAGAAACCAACGAAACCAAAGCCAAAAAAGGAGAGAACUGUAGAAGGAUGGUUUAUGCCGGAAACUCCACUAUUUACCUGUUUGGAAAUGGCUAAUAAUGAAUUUAUCGAAAAUUGGAGUUAUCGAGAUGAAUCUUCUAAUCCGUUACUAAAACCUUAUCUCGAUUUAAUAACCGAUAAACUUUGUUACGAACUUCAAUUUGAAAUGCGACUGAUUGUUGACGAACUUAUGAGACUCGAAUUGGAAAAAUUAAACGAAGCUUUGUUAAAAGAUUAUGCCUCUGGUAAAGUAGAUAUUCCUGAGAUGCCACAAAGACUACGAAAAAAGGAUCGAAAAAAACCCAGAUCAAAAAGAGAUCGUUUAGCUAAUAUUCCUAUAACCGAACUUUUUAAUGAAUUAGUACAACAAAAUAUCAUACGAAAUUAUCCAGAAAGAAGUUUGGACGAUUGGUUCGGUGACUUUCGUUACCAAAAUUACGGUGCACAUUCCGAAUUUCAAAAUCGGUUAGGAGACAUCAAACAAAUUAUCAUGGAGUAUUGCGUAUUACCCCUCUCUUCUAAAGAAAUACAUACAGUAGCACCCUUAACACAAUCCGUUUGUAUCUGUGGUUUACCUGGAUAUGGUAAAACAUUUCUAGUCGAUGCAAUUUGUUCGGAGGUUGGUGCAACCUUAUUCGACAUGACACCGUUGGUAUUGAUUGAUAAAUAUAUUGGUAAGAAAAACGAACGAAGAUUAAUGGAUAUCAUUGGCAAAUUAAGUCGCUUUUAUCCACCUUCCGUAAUAUUUAUCGAUGGUGGCGAGAAACCAUGGUUAAAGAAAGUCCCAUUAAACGAACGAUAUAUUAAACCAAAACGAUUUGCUAAACAUCAUACAAAGUUUAUCAAAAGUAUCAAACCAGGUGAUCAGAUUUUGUUCCUGACUGUUUCUUCCGAACCUUACAAAGCGAUGGGUGGAUUUAUGAAGGUUCACAAUGUAUUUGUAAUGAUACCUCUAACCGAUUACAAUACACUAUACAUGUAUUACAAAUAUUUAUUAAUGAAAUAUCAUGGAGUAGAUAGAAACAUAGAUGUUUCUUGUCUGGCUAAAAUGUCCGUCGGUAUACCUUUGGAAUUUAUAAGAAAAUCUAUCGAAAACAUAUUAUCACUGAAAAGAAGAAUCAUAUUGAAUCGCGAGCCUUUAUCGCAAAUGGAAAUUAUGGAAGAAGUGUGGAAAUACGAGCCGCUCUCUAAAAAUAUCCUUGAAAAAUAUCAAAAUUUCGAAAAGAAUACUCCUCUUGGUAAAAAAAGAGAGAUAAUGUUAGCCAGAGAGAAAGAAGAACAGGAUAAAAUUGAUGCUUUAAAAGCAAUGAAGAAAAAAAGACGAUGAUAGCUAAUAUCGAAAGAGUAUAUUAGAUUGAAAGAAAAUUCGAAAAAUCGAAGAUCGAGUGGUUCCUUCUUUCUCUUGCGUAUUGGCGUUCUCCAACGCUCUAAAGAAGUCCGGACGCGAAACUGGUUUUCGUCUUUGGAGAUGUUGAAAAUCCUGAGAGCAUUCAUUGAAAAAACAAUCAAGAAUCGAUGCAGGUUGGUUACCAUGAAAGUUGUCGUUACAUGUUUAUCGGCUUCAUUAUUUCUUUAUCUGUUCAUUUGAAAUAUUAUAUCUCAAAUCUCUCAAGAAAUUUGCUUAUGUAGAAAAUCAAGAAAUGAUAUUGAAGGUUCCCGUCGCAUGAAAGACAAAAAAAAAAGAUAGAAAAAAGAAAAGCAAAAAAAAAGAAGAGAAAAAACCACAAAAAUAUUGAAUUUAUCACGCAUGUAAGUACAAUGAAUUAUAACCGACAUAAAAAAUGGUCGUAUUGAAUUAUCUCUCUAAGGAAACUUGAUUCCCGUCUGUCGACUACAUUUAAUUUAGCAAUAGGUUAAAAUGAUCGAUGAUGAAUGAUAAGUAAAUUUCAAAUGAAUAUAAAUAGAAAUGAAGCAUGUUGAAUAUUUUCGUUCGUUCUACGUUCUUCGAUCGAAAUGUUUCGAUCUUUCGUAGACGAAUCGAAUCAUCGAGUUGUCUUGGUCGCAAGAAGUAAAACGGGUAGAUGGGAAUACGAAAAAAACUAGCGGAAAAAUGUCUUGUUUGCGAUUUGACUGUCCUUUACUCACUGGAGAUCUACAAUGGUGCGCGUAAAGCUACGCUUCGUCCUUUAUCUACCGUGCCCCUGUAGUUUCUCUUUUCUGUCGUAACACGCACACCGUUUCCCGCGCAACAAAGGUGGUAAGUUUUUCGCGCAGGCGCGAUAGAAUACCGCGCGAAUAUACGUACAUACAUAGUGCGUAGAUAAAAGACAGAGAAACAGAUAUAAUAGAAGCGAGAACACACCUGAGAAUAGUGGUAGUAGUAUAUUCUUCCAAGACGAUGAUCUUCUUUUUAUAUGUCUUCUUCUUCUUCUUCUACGUUUUCCUCUUCUCUUUUUCCUUCUUUUUUUUUUCU
Vespa velutina is the source of this 3753-nucleotide messenger RNA. Its product is annotated as dynein regulatory complex protein 11-like. Gene Ontology annotation, molecular function: ATP binding; ATP hydrolysis activity; protein binding. NCBI's taxonomy places the organism in Eukaryota, Metazoa, Arthropoda, Insecta, Hymenoptera, Vespidae. Bases 1 to 2667 code for a protein of 888 amino acids. The record is from RefSeq and is a predicted model, not a curated record. The transcript has 9 exons.